UGUUCGCCGAGAGAGAUGCGGUGGCUCGUGUUACUCUGUUGCACAACCGUCGCGAGUUCGCUUAGACUCGCUGCAUAUAUAUCUUCUGGCGGUCUUCACGGAGAAAUUCGAUUCGAAAGAACCACAGAAUCUUCGGUGCGAAUACGAUAUUCUCUAAAGCCAACUUUGCAAUAUCCGGAUCAGCAAUGGCUGUGGUCAGUCACUCAAUUUCCAGUCGACUACACAAUUAUCGAUGGCAGAUGCGACGAACGACAUGUCGGGCAAAGUAUUAUCGACUUGACAGAAAAAGUUGGACCUCUUGAAUUGCCAACAAAUCAAACAGGUUCGAUAGAAGUCGCAGACUUAUUUCUAACCGGAGAAAUAGGUUUGUGGGGGAAGAGUUUAGUACUGAAAGAUAAUUAUUCGCCAAGAACAAUAUGCGCUUCCAUUACGGUUCUUGAAAGGAAUAUUGAGAAAUUCGCCCAGGCGCGUUUUUAUGGUCCUGUUGCUGGAACAGUUUUGUUUCGAUGGUUGGGUAGUCAAAUGGGCGAUGAUACCAAUACAAUUAUCCACACGGAUUUACAUCACAUCCACAAGCAGAAAUUACAGUCGCUAAACUACACCGAGCAUCAUUGGAAAAUAUACGUUACCGAUAUCUUGGAAAUUGGCAAAGAUAAAAAUAACUGUAAUAUACUUCAAAAUGUAUUUGAUCCUAAUAAUUCUGGCGUUGGAAAAUCUAUUGGAGAUGUUGACGUACGUUUGGGCAAAAUAAAGGUUGCUAUUAAUACGCAAGACAAGUAUAAAACUUUCUACAGAGAUUCGGAACUGUCUUUACUGCCGGCGGAUCUGCUUGGUCCACAUCGUCACUUAUACUUAGUUAUCUUUCACCCCAUGCAUGAGGAUUCGUUUUUAGCCUGUGCAAAAAUCAAUCAUCGUAAACCGGUAUAUACAAAGGCUGUAAUUAAUUCACGUGGCAUCCGAGGCCAAGUUACGGCGAUUCAAGAAACUCCGUUCAACCCAACGUGGAUCAAUAUCUCAUUAACGACAAUAAAUGAUUUGGAAACUAGAUUACGGUACGCCACUAAAGUGGCAUCUUAUAGGAUCCACGAAUUACCACCAGUACCGGCGAAAUAUGUUGGAAAUAUUGUUGAUCCGUGUUUAACUACUAAAAAGUUGUUCAAUCCUUUGAAUAUCGUUGAAGCGACUACUCCACCAGCAGGUUUUGGUACUCAGGAUCAAUAUGCUAUUGGGGAUCUAUCUGGAAAGCUUCAGGACCGAAAGGAAGGAUCGUAUCAUAACGAUAUUCUACCUGGGAGUGCUAAACUCAGUGGAAUUUAUUGGGAUACAUAUUUACCACUCUCUGGGAUCCACAGUAUUGUUCACAGAUCUUUAGUUCUUUACAAAUACAAUGAGAUUGAUAACACAGGUAUGAUUCCAUGGGUGUGUAGCACAUUCACGCUUUAUACACCGUAUACCGAUUGGCAAACGCCGAUGUACACAGCAGAAGUGGUAUUCAGAUAUCCCAUCGUUGGUCGAAUACUUUUCCGACAGCCUAGAGAAGAUCCUGAAAUGGACACUAUUAUAAUAAUAGAACAUCUUGUUCAUGCAGAUGGCAAUGCAAUAAAUAAUACUGCGGACCAUAGAUGGAUGAUACAUGAAAAUCCACCGGGGAAAGAUUUUUACAACUGGACAAAUCGAUGUCUGAGCGCUGGAUCGCCUUACAAUCCAUAUAUGGUGAACUCGAAGCCGAAUAGCUCAUGUUUCGCUGCAGAAGCUUCGUUGUGUCGCUUGGGUGACUUAACGAGACAUGGAACACUCGAAAUUGCCGGUAGAAAGGUUAACGCCUCAAAAUUGACUCGAAAACUUUUUACAGAUACGAUGUUAUCUUUAUCAGGACCUCACGCAUUGUUCGGCAAAAGCUUAGUUAUUUAUGAUGAUCACGGUCCAGUUGCGAGGGGAGAUCGAUUAGCCUGUUCCAUUAUUGGUGGCGUUUAUCGGCGUAAAGCAGUCAUCAGAGAUUGGUUCGGUAAUGGUGAACAAAUAUCUUUGAGAGGAAAAUUGGAGUUGCUGCAACAGACUGAAUACGAUAUCACCAACGUGGAAGUAUCUCUCGAAGGUCUUGAUGGAAAAAUGAGCGGAUAUCACAUACAUAUGACGUCUGUAGAAUACGAUUUAGAAUUUCCAUGCGAGGGAACAUCACUCUACGGACACUGGAAUCCAUUAGGUAUCAAUACGAUCGAUGUACCAGCAGCAGAGGAAGGUACGCUGGAUCAAUACGAGAUGGGUGAUCUGAGCGGAAAAUUCGGCACCUUGGAUAACAAAAAGAGAUAUAUAAUAGCAUACAACGAUACAACGCUACCUCUGUUUGGCCCAAGAAGCAUACUUGGACGUAGUGUAGUGAUUCAUAAGAAAGAAAAAAAUUUAAGAUGGGCGUGCUCUACUAUAGAGAGAGGAUAUUCUCCAGCCGAUGCCAGUGAGUUACGUGCCAUAGCGUCGUUCCACCAUCCACAAGGUUUUGUGUACGGUUAUAUAAAAAUGACGCAGCUUGUUUAUAAAGAUGGUAGCCAAAGUGAGACGAUAAUCGAAGUUAAUUUACGACAUCCUGGAAAGCACGAUCGUAAUAUCACUAGAAAUCACAAUUGGGCGAUAUACGUAAAUCCUGUUGGUGUAGAUGCUGCAGUGAAAGUGAAGGACACUCGAUGCGUAGCAGCGGGAUAUACAUGGAAUCCUUAUUUCACACAACUAGCCGAUCCAUUAAACGAUGAUCUUUAUAGAGAAGAAUGUGGUCCAGAUUUGCCACUUAGAUGUUACGUUGGCGAUAUAUCGUCUCGUCUAGGAUCCAUUAAUAUUGGAGAAAAGCGGCAAAUAUUUACAGAUUCCAAUUUUCCUCUGGGUGGGCCGGUAUCUGCAAUGGGCAAAUCUAUCAUCAUUUUUGAUAAGGAUUUUGGCGGCAACAGAUUCGCUUGCGCAAAUGUUGAACCCGAUAAUGAUAUCGUAAAAUAUGCUAAUAUCAGGAAACCACCGCGAUUUGUGGUGGCGCAAUUCUUAGAGGAUGUAAGAAAAGUGAUGGGUAUUCCUGAGUGGAUGUUAUCUAUUGACGGCAGAAAGACCAAAAUAUUACAUAAUGGCGCAUGCAUUCAAUUUCUUUUGCAUUUCAAAGGACCAAUUGCCAAUAAAUUGGAGCAAGACUUUAGUAAGCUUAUAUCCAUUGGCAAACUCGAAACUCCCAGCUUAUACAUUCCCGGGUACAUACCAACAAAAAGAAAAAGUACAUUAGGACAUCGACAGUGUGGCGUGCGCGAUCCGGAUGACAAAAAUAGACGUUAUACCCGGGGCAGGGCACCCCGGCUCGGACAACCUCCAGCCCGUGGUGGGGGAGAUCCGCAGAAGUUACUUAGACAAGUUCGGCUCUAUAAUUCGGACAGUUGGUUCGUCGCGGAUAAGGAGAAGAAGAAGAAGACUAAGAAGAAGGAGGAGGCGCCAGCACCCGAGCCCGAACCAGCGCCAGUUGAAGAGAAAGCACCAACUCCUACAGGAACCCCAAAGGAUUCUGGUUCCGCCAGAGCAAGCAGCCGUGGCAGUCGCAAGGCUAAGCGCAGCGGAUCCAGUGUUUUCUCUAUGUUUUCCCAGAAACAAGUGGCCGAAUUUAAGGAGGCAUUCCAGCUAAUGGACGCAGAUAAGGACGGUAUCAUUGGUAAGAAUGAUCUUCGCGCAGCCUUCGACUCCGUCGGCCGAUUGGCGACCGAUAAAGAGAUCGAAGAAAUGCUUAACGAAGCUCCAGCGCCUAUCAACUUCACUCAAUUGUUGAAUUUGUUCGCUGUUCGUAUGUCAGGAUCAGGUGCUGACGACGAUGAUGUUGUAAUUAAUGCCUUCAAGACAUUCGAUGAGAACGGCAAAAUCGAUGGCGAAAGAUUAAGGCACGCAUUAAUGACAUGGGGCGACAAAUUCACACCAAAAGAGGUGAAUGACGCAUUCGAUCAGAUGUACAUCGAUGAUAAAGGUUUCAUUGAUACCCCGAGCUUAAUUGCCAUGUUGACCGGCACGGGCGAAGAAGAGGAGGAAUAAGACCAAUUGAAGUUAUAUCAUCAAGAAAAGAAUGUUCCUCGGUUGAAGCCUCGUAUUAACGUCAGAUUCGCACAAAAUUUGCCUCAAAAGAGAACAAAUAUUUUAUACUCAACCCGUCCUCUCUUCUAUUUUCUGUCCCCCUCUUUUCUUUCUCGUUUCAUACUCUUUUACUCAGUGACAAAAAUAUAACAAGGACGUAGCACGUGCUAUAUUGUUCAGUCUAAAUAUCUA
Molecule: messenger RNA, 4275 nt
Organism: Temnothorax curvispinosus
Lineage: Eukaryota; Metazoa; Arthropoda; Insecta; Hymenoptera; Formicidae
Gene: Rsod
Biological process (GO): superoxide metabolic process
Molecular function (GO): calcium ion binding
Source: RefSeq, a predicted model, not a curated record